Molecule: messenger RNA, 10176 nt
Organism: Aedes albopictus (Asian tiger mosquito)
Lineage: Eukaryota; Metazoa; Arthropoda; Insecta; Diptera; Culicidae
Exons: 2
Coding region: 4835-6814 (659 amino acids)
Molecular function (GO): zinc ion binding; nucleic acid binding
Source: RefSeq, a predicted model, not a curated record
GAUUUUAGGAUGCCUACUAACUGAGAAAAAAAUAGAAAACCGAGAACAUUCAAGGAUAUUUUGAAAUUAUAUUAAGUGGCGAACUUUAAUUCAUGUAGAUCUACUUAGAAGAAAAGUCGAUAGAGUUUACUACGUUAAUGAUGUGAAUAAACAAGAUUACAAAUGUAGUGUAUACUGUUUUUUUUUUAAAGACACAGACACGUGUAAUGCUUCCAGUGAGCUAUUUGCUCUUUGAAGGAAGCACGACACUAGACAACGGAGUAACAUGCAACGCCCAGUGGCACAGCCGAAAACUUUUCCUGACAGCUGCGGCGGGAAUCGAACCCGCGCUCCUUAGCACGAUGCGACUAGAGGCUUGGUGACGUAAGCCGCACGACCCCGAAGCCACACAGAAGCUUGUGGUUCCGUGAAUAUGCUGAAGAUUACUCUGGAUAAUUUUUUUAAAGAACAAGUUAAAUCAAAAAAGAAAUAAGGAUAACCGUUCUAGAGUUACAAGAAGAAGAUUCCUAGAUCAAGCAAAUAUUUCCGGCAAGCCGAAGAUUCUGUUAAGAUGCAGGAAAAUGGAUGAAUCUGGUAGUUAAAAUCCAUCCAACAAUUCUUCAUGAGUAUUUUUUCAGAAAUUUCGUUUGUGUUUGUUUCUGAAACUUUUUUAGAAAUGCCAUUUUUUAAUUUGCUCCCGGAGAUUAUCAGUAUUCUUAAAAGCUUUGAACAAUUAUUUCCAGGAUUGAGAACCUUCCAGAAUUCCUGAAUUCCGACCGCUUUAUCCUGUAGGGCAGUGAAGACUUCAACGAUUCCUUAAGGUGUUGUUUCUGGGACUCCCGAGGAACUAUCUCAGACUUUCUGCAAGACUUAUGCCUGCGAUUUCUAUAGCUCCUACAUGGACUUAUAAGACGAUUAUGGACUUAUAUGGACGUUUUUCACGAAUUUUCUGCAAGAGUUCCUUUCGGGAUUGCUUCUACCUAAAGACUCUCCUUUAAUUUUUCCAGAAAUUUUCAAAAUUUUCGAGAACUUUCUUCCAGAGUUUCCCCCGGGAUUUCAGCUCCGAUGUUUCCUGAAGGUUCUCGUGUGAUUUCUUUUGAAGUUUCACUUCGUUUCCCUUGGAGCUUCUCCCGGUUCACUCAAAAGAUUCCUUCUGGUGUUGGUUCUGGGAUGUAUCUAAAAGUUUUUCCUGACUUUCUCCAAAGAAUUUCUUCGGAUUCCCAUUUGGGAUAUCUGAACAAGCUAUUGUUGAUAUUUCUCAUGGAGUUCUUCCUGUGGUUUCUUUGAGAGCUUAUUCUAGGCUUUUCCUCGUAGUUAUUUACAGCAUUUUCUGCGGCUAAAAUAUAAACGACUCAUAAGAAAGUCAUCAUUCUUAAUAAAUAAUUCCAAAAGUCCCAGUGAAGAAACAGGGGUGCAAGCAGUGAUAAAUAACAAAAUUUCCAUACACAAAUAAAAAAUGCAUAAAUAAAUCAAAAGUUUCCAUAAAUAAUUGAUUUUUGGGCAAUUAAAAACGUCAAAAAUGCAAUGAAUAAUUCAACUGUUGCAAUAAAAAAAGCCAUUUUUCCCACCAAAUAACUUCGAAUUUUCCAUAAAUAAAUCCGAUUUUUCCAUAAUAAAUUAGAAAAUUCACAAUAAAAAAAUAUCGAUAAAGCAAUAAAUAAUUCAAAAAGUGCAAUAAACGAAAAAAUAAAUAAUCAAUAAAUGUCAAAAAAUGAGCAAUAAACGUAAAUGCAUUUUGAGCCAAAAAAUCAAGUAGACCAUGCGGCGAAGCCGCAUAGAGGAUUGAGGAACUGAGGCGGCAGAAGGCCGCCGAAGUUUCCGAUAUCCGAUGCACCGUAACUGCAUCGAUUUAGUUCUAGGCAAACCACAGAUCCAAGAAUUUGCCCGGUGUAAUGCAAACAUAGAUGUUAUCCCUUUUUUAGGUCCGACGAGCGAUAGCGAGUUCGGACAGCAAGCAAUUGCUCGAUAAAUUGCAAUCAUAGUUACGCAAGCUUUUCAGUCGUUUCAGUCAUAUAAGUGCGAUUCAGCAUUUCACUGUCUCAUAAUUUCCUGCAUUUGUUUUUCAUGGGUAAUUUCGUCAUUUUUCAUUGCAUUUUUUGAAUUUUUUAUUGCUGAUUCGAUAUUUUUUUAUUGUGAAUUUUCUAAUUUAUUAUGGAAAAAUCGGAUUUAUUUAUGGAAAAUUCGAAGUUAUUUGGUGGGAAAAAUGGCUUUUUUAUUGCAACAGUUGAUUUAUUCAUUGCAUUUUUGACGUUUUUAAUUGCUCAAAAAUCAAUUAUUUAUUGAAACUUUUGAAUUAUUUAUGCAUUUUUUUAUUUGUUUACGGAACUUUUGUUAUUUACUACUGCUUACAGCCCUGUUUCUUCACUGGGACUUUUUGAAUUAUUUAUGGGAAAUUUUGUAUUUAUUAUGGAACGUUUAAUUGUCUGCCAUUUUCUGCAAUGAUCUUCAUGCGAUUAUUUUUUCACAGAUUUUCUCGUAGUUAUUUAGAGAACUUUUCCCUGAAUCCCUGCCGGAAACUGUUACGAGAUUUUUGAUUCUUCUUCUGGGAUUUCUUUAACCGUUAUGUGUCCGACAAACUUUUUGCUUUUUCUACACCGUGAGCGCUGGGUACCCGGGUACCCUGUCAGCCACAUAAGGGUUAAUAGUUGCUCCCGGAGCUCUUGCGGGGAUUUAUCUGUAAGAUGUAAGGGGAUCGACUGUGAUUGGUAUUAUGCUAGUGGGGAUUGUCGGCUUCCAGUCUUUAUGUAAACAUAAACGGAUAUUGGUUCAACACCUGACGUUUCGGUCACAUAUACAGGGGAUGGCCAAAAUGUUUGGGAUAGGCAACUUUUUUUCUCCCACAAAAAAUUCAACAUGCUGUAACUUUUCAUAGAGUGCAUCAAAAAAUCUCAAAUUUUGACUGUUUAUCAACCUAUUAUAUGUGCAUCAUUGGCACAAAUUUGGGAUCGAUUGAUUAAUGUUUCGCAAAGUUAGAAUCGUUCGGGUAAAACACUAUUUUUUAAACAACUCAUUUUUGAGCUGUCAUAUCUCAUUUAUUUUAUUCAUUUCAUUUAUUUCAUUUAUUUCAUUUCUAUACUUUGUAACGUUUACCUUAUAACAUCGUAUAAUAAUUUAAAUGAAUUCGCCUUUGGUUACACUUCACGGGAAACGGCUUAAGCUACUCGACUUACCUAUUACCUUUCCAUCCCAAACUGCUCGAAUUGAAUUUCCGAUUUACAUGCGAGAGAAGGAAAUGAAACUAUACUAAAAUUUCCCGCGAUACCCGAAGAUGUUUUUGCCUCACUCAAGGACACGGCAGAGAUACCAUUUUAUUGUUAUUUUAAUACGGCGCAAAUAAAUUUGUAUGGCUGAUCCAAGGCCAUGGGGCUUUCAAUAGAUCAUCCAAAGAAAAUCAAAUCACUUUUGUUGAGGUGCUAACAGUGAACGGUUCGCAAGUGAUUUUUAUAGAAUUUUCUAUGCCUUGAUUUUAAUGGUGAUUUUUGAACAAAGCAAGAAAAGUAAGUGUGCUAAUUAGGAAUUCAAAUAAAAUGCUAAUGUAAAUUGCUUUUCAAGGAAAGUUGUUAUAUUACGGUUAGCUACAGAAAAAGCACACGUGGAAAGCUUGAAUAGUUUUUCAAAUUGAUUAAAACGGACCUAGGUUUCCCAUUGACGUGGGAGCUUGGUUUGGAGUGAGAUUUUCGGCUCCGACUUGAGAGUGAGGUACGACUAGCGAAGAACGACGAUACGCCAGUGGUAAAACGACUUAACCGAACACGAUUUCCGAACCGUUGCCAAUUCAAACGAAUUUCGAGCACCAUACGCGAAAGGAGACGCUUUCACUCCUUGAACAUCGGUUUACCACCCACCGCCCGUCGGAAAAUUGCGACAAAUCGAGUUCCGACGGCCGUCUCCGAUUCUAACCUCUCACCGACAAUCGAGAGAGUACGCUUAGAAGUCGGAUUGGCGUAACGCGCGAAGCGAAGCUUUCGCGCAGCUUAGACAGCAACCAACUAACGGGUGUACACGCCACUCUCUCCGCGGCACUCCGCGUCCUUAGCCGCCGCGUGCUCAGCGCAUGCUCUGCCGUACGGUAAUAGCUGAAGUGUGAAGGGUCCAAGAAAACAGGUCAGUGAUCACUGAAGUAGUUAUAAGCAUAAUUGAGCUCAAGCGUAGGUUUAAGAUUGAUCCAUUAAAUUAAAUGCAUAGGAUAAUCGCGAUUUCGAAUAAAGAUUUCCUUUUUAUUAAUCUUAGACUACAAACUUCAACGAAAGUAGUUUGCGUUAGUAUUAUAGUUUAAAUAAAUGAACUCUGAAAUGAGCUUGAGUGAUUUUUCCGUGAUAUUCGUCCGUUAUAUUGAAUGAAGUUAAGUUUCAUAAACUCGCCCGUAGAUUGGGAGUUUCAGGCCGGGCCUCCCUGAAUAAGAAUCCGCUUCCGACCUCCAAUUGGAGUGGCGCAUAAGUCGUUUGCAGGUGUCGAAAAGAAACUUAGUUCGUUUAAUGAUCUUCGGGGACUGAGUAAGGCAACGCUCUGUCCGUUGGUUAUAAGUAGAGCGUUACAUUUUGGCGCCCAACUUUAAUGGGUCCUUAGUUGAAUAUUUUUGGAAUGAGCUCAAAAUCAUAUAAAGUUCAGUUUGCGUAAGAUCAGUUUGAAUAGUAUUAUUUAAGAACAAUUGAGUACAUGCAAGUGAGUGAAUGAGUGAUUAAGUUAGUACGAUUAGUUUUAGUUUGGAUUGAAUUCGAUAAUUUGGUAGUAUGCUUAAAUUGUGUUUGAGUGAAUGAAUGAGAGUUGAAAUUACAUUUGAAUUUUGUGUUUUUUUAUCAUUUUCAUUUUUACUUUUUAUAAUAUUGUACAUAAAUAAUAACUGUAAAUACGAACCAUGGAUAAUUAUCUCAGAAUUAAUUUAGAUGACCUUGAAUUCGAAGAGUUAACAUACGAACUAGUUCUUAGAGGAAUUCCUGUAACAGGAUCCAUAGAUGCUCAGAAAAGAGAGUUGCGAGCUAGAAUGCGAAGUGAGGUCAAGAACAAUACCAAGAUUGAGAGCUUUCGUACGGUUAGCGAGGAAUAUGAAAUAGUACCAGAAAUGCUAGAACAGAUGGAGAUAAAUCUCAACCUCAGAUCAGAACCGGCAUAUGAAUCAAGACUUUAUCACUACCUCGAACGAGUUGCCCGUGCAAAAGAGACUGACGAUGUGGAUAGAGGAAACAAAGUUAUUCUGCUUGAGGUCAUAUGUGAGAUGCUCAGAAUCUAUUUUAGGCGCGAUAUUAGCUUGAACGAAGAAUCAUUUGAGGACUCGCUCGAGUUGGGAGCGGUAGGAGGACAAAGCUCUAGUGACUCGGUUAGGAGUGUGGAACCCCAAGGGGCUAAUCACCCUGAUCGUGAAACUGGAACACGGCCAAAAUCAAAUAGGAAUCUUACUGGAAAUCCUGAGCCACAGUUAAACAGAAACCCGAUCAUGUCAAAAUUUCAAAAUAUGAUCACUCAGCAAACAAAAAGACCCCAAAACGUGUCACUUCCCCCACAGGAUCCCAAUUUGAAUCGUGAAUACGUACAUAUCUCAGAGAUUGACAGUUAUGUUGCAGCUUGUGUGCAGCAAAAACUGAAUGAACAAAUGAGGCAACAUGGUCUAGGAAACCCGGGAGUUGAAGAUUUAACAAGAAGAUUGAAAACCGUAGGAAUUCAGGAUAGAAAUAACAGGGAAAUUUCCGAAUCCGUAGCAGAGAGGCAAUUUAGAUCGGUUAUACCUAACAACUUAGAAAUGCCAGAGUCGGUGAAGAAAAACUUUUUACAACAGGUCACAUUCAACCCGGUUGGAAAUGUGCGUCAGACAAAUAGGCAAAUGGCAAAUCCUUACAGAUUGAAUGAUGAGACUUUUCAUCAAUUUCAGCAAUUACCUCGAUCAACAGAUUACGGUUACCAACCGAAUUCCGGUUCGCCAAUGAAUCCGCCAUCAAAUAGUCCUUUGCGUAAUCUAAAUAGAUCUUUCAAUCUUAACAACGAUUCAAUUCAUACGCGCAGACAACCGUAUCAAACGUGCAACAUAGUUGAAAAGUGGCCAAAGUUUUAUGGGGAUUCAAACUCAGUACCAUUAGUGUCGUUUCUGAGAAACAUCGAUAUACUGUGUAGGUCAUACGGAAUUGAUAAAAAUGAACUCAUAAAACAUGCCCACUUGUUAUUUUCAGGAGAUGCAAGCAUAUGGUACACAACCUAUGUUGACAAGUUUUUAGAUUGGGAUAGUCUGGUGUAUUACCUUACCCUACGGUACGAUAACCCAAAUCGCGAUAGGUUUAUCAAAGAGGAAAUGCGAAAUCGAAAACAAAAGCAGAAUGAACUCUUCAGUGCCUUUUUGACCGAUAUUGAAUCUCUGGCUCAAAGACUAAUCAAUAAAAUGAGCGAGGCAGAAAAAUUUGACAUAAUCGUAGACAACAUGAAAAUGUCCUACAAGAGAAGGUUAGCUCUCCACCAAAUAGCGUCCAUCGAGGAUCUUGCGAACAUGUGUUACAAGUUUGAUGCGUUAGAAGGGUCAUUGUAUACGCCUAGAAACAAACCUCUUGAAGUACACAACAUCGAAGAAGCAUACGAUUCGGAUUCUGAAUAUGAAGAAAUUAACGCCCUACAGAAAACACGAUUUGGAAAAAUGCAGUCUAGUACUGAGACGAAAAACAAACUAGAAAAUUUAGAGGGACCUACUGAAGUUUUCUGUUGGAACUGCCGAAACAAUGGCCACUUUUGGAAAGAUUGCUCACAACAAAAGACAAUCUUUUGCCACGUUUGUGGUAUGAUGGGCAAGACAACAUCCACUUGUCCCAAACAACAUCCUCCUUUUAACACCUCUGCACGGGGUUCAAAAAACUUGUAAAGGGACGGAGGUAUAGGAAUCGAUCUCUUGAACCCCCUCUAUCUGAGAUUCCAGAACAGGGCUCGUUCUCAUACUUCAAUCAAGUUUUCCAAAUCAAUAUUGUUCCUUCGCGUUGUCCACACCUUACUGUAAAAAUACUCGAUUCAGAAAUAGAAGCCUUAGUAGAUACAGGUGCCGGCAUAUCGGUCAUUAGUUCAAUUCCAUUAAUCGAAAAAUUGAAUCUUGCAAUUCACGAAUCAAAUUUAAAAGUUGCUACGGCUGAUAAAACGUUCUACAAAUGCUUAGGGUAUAUAAAUGUCCCUUAUACUGUAGAUUCUAUAACUCAUGUUAUACCGACGGUAGUUGUACCAGAAAUAGCGAAAGAAUUGAUCCUUGGAGUUGAUUUCCUCCAUGCGUUUGGGUUUAGGCUGUCUAGGAAUCAAAAUGAAAGUAAUCAAAACCCACAAAUCGAUAAUCUAAAGAUAGGUUUUGCCGAGGAAUAUUUCGCAAACAACACAGACGUCUUUUCACUUUCAGUUUCACCAAAGUCAAUGAUAGAAACGAAAGACAACUCAGAAAUUACUGAAGAUGAAAGUUUGAAUAUCCCAACAAUUGAAAUUCCAGAGGGAAAGAUUGAGACACCCGAAGAUAUAAAAACUGAACAUUCCUUACUCCCAGAAGAGAAAAAACUGUUGUUUGAGGCAAUUAAAGAAUUUCCAUUAACUGAAGAUAAUAGUCUAGGCCGUACGCAGGUACUCGAACAUAAAAUAGAACUUUUGCCCGAUGCACGACCAAAAAAGUUACCAAUUUAUCGACAGUCUCUUCAAAAAGAAGAGGGAAUUGAACAGGACAUUCAACGAAUGCUGCGAUUAGGAGUGAUCGAGGAAUGCGAAGGUCCUGUAGAUUUUCUAAACCCUAUUCUUGCUAUUAAAAAGCCAAACAAUAAAUGGAGAAUCUGUUUAGAUAGCCGAAGGUUGAAUUCGUGUACUAAACGGGACGAUUUCCCAUUUCCGGAUAUGGUAGGAAUACUACAACGUAUACAAAAAUCGAGAUACUUCAGUAUAAUUGAUCUAUCAGAAUCGUACUACCAAGUUCCGUUAGAAAACAGUUCCAAAAACAAAACGGCAUUUAGAACUAGCCGAGGAUUAUACAGAUUCACAGUAAUGCCCUUUGGGCUUUGAAAUGCCCCGGCAACUAUGUCAAGAUUAAUGACAAAGGUGCUAGGCCACGACCUAGAGCCGUUUGUAUAUGUAUAUCUUGAUGAUAUUGUAAUUGUAUCAAAUUCCUUAGAAGAACAUCUCAAACUUAUUAAAAUUGUGGCACAACGUUUGAGAGAAGCAAAUCUAACAAUAAAUGUUCUCAAAUCGAAAUUUUGCCAAAAACAAAUACAAUAUUUAGGAUACAUUCUCUCCGAAUACGGUCUCUCCGUUGAUAGUUCAAAAAUUAAACCGGUGCUAGAUUAUCCACAGCCACAGAACGUAAAAGAUGUCCGUAGGUUGUUAGGUCUGUCAGGGUUCUACAGACGUUUUAUUCCCAACUACUCAGAUAAAACAGCAAAAAUAUCAGACCUCCUGAAAAAAGGAAAGAAAAAAUUCGUUUGGACUAAGGAAGCCGACGAUGCCUUCAAGCAGCUUAAAUCAGCCUUAGUAUCGACCCCCAUUCUUUCUAACCCAAACUUUUCAUUGCCUUUUGAAAUAGAAACCGAUAGCUCUGAUCAGGCCAUAGGGGCAGUGCUCAUACAGAAUCAAAACGGCGAACGUAGAAUAAUUGCGUACUACUCGAAGAAAUUAUCAAGCACGCAGCGAAAAUACAGCGCGACGGAACGCGAAUGCUUAGGAGUUUUAAUGAGCAUCGAGCAUUUUAGACAAUUCGUGGAAGGUACUAAAUUCGUGGUGAAAACGGAUGCGAUGAGUUUAACAUUCCUCAAAACUAUGUCGAUCGAAUCAAAAUCCGCUCGAAUAGCGCGUUGGGCACUAAAAUUGUCCAAAUACGACAUUGAUUUGCAAUAUAAAAAAGGCUCGGAGAAUGUUACCGCGGAUGCACUCUCGAGAAUCGUAAAUGCCAUUGAUCCUCUAUUACCAGACGAAUAUACAUCUGCUUUAAAAGAACAAGUUACAAAACAUCCCGAAAAUUUCAAAGAUUUUCGAAUGGUAGAUGAUAGGUUAUUUAAAUACAUAUCAAACACCUCACAGUUAGAAGAUGCUGCAUGUAAGUGGAAAUAUGUUGUUCCACUACCAGAGAGGCUAGAAAUUAUCAAAAAAGUGCACAACGAAGCACAUCUUGGUUUCACCAAGACUUUAGCUAGAGUUAGGGAACGCAACUAUUGGCCAAAAAUGUCCACAGACAUCAGAAACUUUUGCUCAUCAUGUAAGGUUUGCAAAGAAUCUAAAGUAGAUAACUCUAAUCCUUUACCACCUUGUGGCAAGCCUAAAUUAUGCUCAAGACCGUGGCAAAUGAUUUCACUAGAUUUUCUAGGUCCGUACCCACGAUCGAAACAGGGGAACGUAUGGGCACUAGUAAUAUCAGACUUCUUCUCAAAAUUUGUUCUUAUUCAGUGCAUGCGUAGUGCAACAGCUGGCCCAGUUUGCACGUUUUUAGAAAAUAUGGUAUUUCUUUUAUUCGGUGCACCUUAAAUUUGUAUAAGCGACAACGCGACGGUAUUUCUUUCCCGCGAGUUCAAAAAGCUUUUAGAUAAAUACAGCGUUAGCCAUUGGAAUCUAUCAGUCUAUCAUCCGGCGCCGAACCCGACCGAAAGGGUUAAUCGAGUAAUCGUAACGGCCAUUCGAUGCGCCCUAAAUGAAAGCUCGUCCCAUCGCGAUUGGGAUAAAGAAAUUCACGUUAUCGCGAAAGCUAUUCGUACAUCAGUGCACGAAAGCACAGGAUUUAGCCCAUAUUUUAUUAAUUUCAGUAAAAACAUGAUAAGUUUAGGAAGCGAAUACGAGUAUUUGAGAGAAUUCGAAAAUGAAGAAACACUGGAUGCAAACCAGCUCAGCGAUCGAUCAAAAGAGCUCUGUGAAAUAGCUCGCAAAAAUAUAAUAAAAGCGUAUGAAAAGUACUCUAAAGCAUACAAUCUAAAAGCGAAUUCAAGAAAAGAAUACGAAGAAGGAGAAAUUGUAUAUAAGAAAAACGUUAAUUUAUCAUCAAAGGAGAAAAAUUGGGUAGGAAAAUUCGCAAAUAAAUUCACCAAGGUCAAGGUCAAGAAAAAAGUAGGAUCAAACACAUAUGUUCUCGAGGAUAUGGAAGGGAGAAGGAUACCGGGAACGUACCAUGGUUCGUUUUUGAAAAAGGGAUAAAAACAAGUUUAUUGCCAUAGCUAUGAUUGCACUCUUGCCGGGAAGUGCAAUUUACAAGUCAUUGAACAAAUUCCAAUAAGAAAAUACUCA